UGCAGCCUGCGGAGCGGACGAGGAGGGCGCAGCAGCCUCUGCCUGGACGGAGCAGGUUCAGCUGCCGGCGCGGCAGGAAAGCGCAGCGCUCCAGCCCAAUUCCGUCGCUCGCCAGGCAGAAGGAAGCCGCCCUUCCCUUCGCCUUUCUCCGCCACCUUCUCCCUGAGGCUGCGGCAUGGCCGGGCGAGGUCGGGGCUGGGCGCUGCUUGCGCUCUGCGGCGUCCUGACCGCCUUCUGCCUUCAGGGCUCCCGGGCGGACGAGCCCGAAGCGGCGGGCGCGGGCAGCGGCGGGGCCAGCCGGCGCCGGCGCUUGAGCCAGGAGGACGGCAUCUCGUUCGAGUACCACCGCUACCCGGAGCUGCGGGAGGCGCUGGUGGCCGUGUGGCUGCAGUGCCCGUCCAUCAGCAGGAUCUACACGGUGGGACGGAGCUCCGAGGGCAGGGAGUUGCUGGUCAUCGAGAUCUCGGACAACCCCGGCGAGCACGAGCCCGGGGAGCCAGAAUUCAAGUAUGUUGGGAACAUGCAUGGAAAUGAAGCUGUUGGAAGAGAGCUUCUCAUUUUCUUGGCUCAGUACCUGUGCAAUGAAUAUCAGAAGGGAAAUGAAACUGUUAUCAACUUGAUCCACAGUACGCGCAUCCAUAUCAUGCCAUCCUUGAAUCCAGAUGGUUUUGAGAAGGCAGCAUCACAGCCUGGUGAACUCAAAGACUGGUUUGUUGGCCGAAAUAAUGCACAGGGAGUAGACUUGAACAGAAAUUUCCCUGACCUGGAUCGAAUAGUCUAUGUCCAUGAGAAAGAAGGUGGCCCAAAUAAUCACUUACUGAAAAAUCUGAAGAAAGCUGUGGACCAGAACUCCAAGCUUGCACCAGAAACUAAAGGUGUGAUUCACUGGAUUAUGGAUAUCCCUUUUGUGUUGUCAGCCAACCUCCAUGGUGGAGACCUUGUGGCAAACUACCCCUAUGAUGAGACUCGUACCGGAAGUGCUCAUGAAUACAGCUCCAGCCCAGAUGAUGCAAUUUUCCAAAGCUUAGCUCGAAGCUACUCGUCCUUCAAUCCAGCCAUGUCUGAUCCAAACAGGCCACCUUGUCGCAAGAACGAUGAUGACAGCAGUUUCACAGAUGGAACAACUAAUGGUGGAGCUUGGUACAGCGUUCCAGGAGGGAUGCAGGACUUCAACUACCUUAGCAGCAAUUGUUUCGAAAUCACUGUGGAACUCAGCUGUGAAAAGUUUCCUCCUGAAGAAACUCUCAAGAGCUAUUGGGAGAACAAUAAGAACGCACUUAUCAAUUACAUUGAGCAGAUACAUCGAGGGAUAAAGGGUUUUGUUAGAGAUCUUCAGGGCAAUCCCAUUGCUAAUUCUACCAUUUCUGUGGAAGGAAUAAACCAUGACAUUACAUCAGCUAAGGAUGGCGAUUACUGGAGAUUGCUUGCACCUGGAAAUUAUAAAGUGACAGUUUCAGCACCAGGCUAUCUAGCAAUAACUAAAAAAGUGGCCGUUCCUUUUAGUCCUGCCAUUAGAGUUGACUUUGACCUGGAAUCCUUGCAGGAAAGAAAAGAAGAAGAAAAGGAAGAAUUAAUGGAAUGGUGGAAGAUGAUGUCAGAAACUCUGAAUUUUUAAGCAGAAGCUCUGAAUUUAUAGCUUUUAAUCUAUUAUGUGUUGACUAAGUAUAAUGUACUGUGCAAAGUCCCUAUAUUUUAGAUUUUGAGUAGCUUGCAAUAUCUUCAUUUUUGAAUAUAUUUUUUAAAAAACUCAGUCAUUUGUUUUACGUAAAAACAUAUUACUAGGUGCUUUCAAGUUAUCAUCUACUAUCCUACAUAUUCCACGAGGGGAAAAAUACCUGACUGAAUGUUUCAUCCAGCUAAUUCAAACAAGUUUAUGUUUAUUUCAUUUGCAAAUCCUGAACGUGUAGAUUGUAAGCACAUAAAAAACUAAUUAUAAUUAGCAGUCACUUGCAGACCUGGCUACCCAUAUUUAGCAAGGCAAGUGAACAUUUGUUUCACAAAAUAAUGGCACUGAAAAGUAUACAAUAAGAAUGUGGUGUUGUAAGUAAUGCUUUACUACAAUGUAAAUUUGUUUUAUGUCUUGUGUAAAAUAAGAAUCAUGUGUACCUGGUUUCAUUUCUUCACAUAUAAAAUAUCUUUUUAUUAAUCUUAUAUAAUUAACAAGAAAUAGUGCAAUGUUUCCUUUGUUCCAUCCAACAAUAUUCCCAAACAAUUUCGUAACCAGAUUAAAAUUUUAAGAUGAUUAAAGAAGGAUCAUGUUGAGCAAUUGUUAUUAUGAAGUGUGCGCUGUGCGCUGUGCGCUGUGGUCCUGUUUGUCUGUGAUGUGUACAGUUGAGUAGACAUGAAUUUGCAUGGGAAGAUCUCAGUGUCAUUUGCAUGAAGAGCAAGAUGUUCAUUUGAAAACUCUCUGAUAUCUUGCAGCUUUAAAAGUGGACUCAAUAUUCAAGGUACCCCAUAUGGACUGAGAAGUCCAGCUCCCAGUAUGUUCAAACAUUUGCAGAACUUCCAAGCUUCACGGGCUAAAAUGAACACAUGGGGGGAGUUUAGUGUCUGUGCCCAUAAACACUGCUCCAUGAAAAUGAGUAGGAUUGCCAUCGGUGGCAAAUCAGCAGAGAUAGUGCUUCAUGUCUCUUCAAUGAUGUUCUUCCUGUGAGAACACUAGAGUAUUUUAUUAGAGUGGUAAUGGGAGGCACCAGUCACAUUAUUUUACUUGUUAGUUGGUACAACUGCAAAACUUUGGGUCAGAUUGCAAAUCCUAAAUUAACUUUUUGUGUACAAAGAGAUGAUCAAAACUAAGCUGAAUUUCAGGAUUUUCUUUUUAAAAAAAUAUUUUAUUAUAACAAGUCAUUUUUAAAUCAUAAAGUCCUUCAACUCUCAUUAGCAUUAGCUUUGGUCACCACCCUAUAAACACAUGCAUGUACAUCUCUACACAAAGUAGCUUAAAAGUAGGAAAUUUAUAUUGUAGUAGCACUUUUACUAUGACGCUGAAAUUAUUAGACUUAAGCAAAGAUGAAAAAUUACCCAUUUAAGUGGCAAGAAUGUAAGUCUGAACUUUGUAAGUCAUUGACUCGACUCUAUAAAUUUUCCCUUUUGAUUCUAAGCUAGAAAAUACGGUGGUAUGGAGUAAUGUAUCCAGUUUGGCUAUGCAGUAGAUGUCUGUGGCAAGUAUAGUGCUGACAUUAUACUGCUGAGACUCAGAGUGGAUUUGUAGUAUGUGUAUUUAUUUUAUCUUAUUUUCAUGUAGGUGUGAUGGUGUAGAACUGUAAACAGUUGCUUUUGGUUUUUCUUGGUGUAUGCUUGCUAUAAGAGAGUUGAAAACUGCUAACUGCUUCAACUAUCCCAAACCUUGCACCAUAGCAAGGGACCACAGUUCAGCAGUGGAGCUCCUGUUUUGCAUGCAGAAGAUCUUAGCUUUGAUCCUGCACAUUUUCAUUUAAAAGGAUCUUAGGUAGCUGGGUUGGGCAAGACUUCUUGAUAUGAUCCUGGUGGGACAUUGCUAGCCAGAGUAGCUAGCACUAGGCUAGGUGAACAAACAGUCUGAUUUAGUUUAUGGUGGCUUCAUGUACUAAGAUGUUCUACUACGGUUGAAGAACCACUUAAGCAGAAUUUAAUCUAGUUACAUUAUUAAAGCAAGCCAUAUUAUUAAAGAAGUUUAUGGUGCAAGAAAUUCAAUGUGGAGUCAUUGGUUCAAGAAACAUACUGUACCAUUAUUCAAUAAAUAAGGUAUUUACAAUGUAAAACGAGUGAUUAAUUUGCAAUAUAAAGGACGCUUGACUGUCACAUUUAUGUAUAGAUGGCAUGGUCUCUCUUUUAUAUGGUUAUAAUAUUUUCACAUUAUAUCCAAACUGUGAUGGAUAGACAGGGUUAGUAGCAGUGAGCCCUGCGCAUUUUUUUUGUUACGUUGCAAAUGUUGAAAUGCAAAUAAAUAGCUUCCGGUUAUUUUUU
Messenger RNA from Sphaerodactylus townsendi, 3945 nucleotides. It is a transcript of the gene CPE, whose product is annotated as carboxypeptidase E. Lineage: Eukaryota; Metazoa; Chordata; Lepidosauria; Squamata; Sphaerodactylidae. Bases 176 to 1615 code for a protein of 479 amino acids. Gene Ontology annotation, molecular function: metallocarboxypeptidase activity; zinc ion binding. Gene Ontology annotation, biological process: proteolysis. The transcript has 9 exons. The record is from RefSeq and is a predicted model, not a curated record.